GGUCCCUUUGGGCGUUUCGUGAAACUGAACACACAUUUCCACUUGAGUGAAAGUUGUUUUAAGUGUACUUCCCGAGAGAAGAUGCCCUUUGCGGCACUAGUUUGGUGUUCGACGAGGCGAUACAUAUUCAUCCGCUCCUACAUGAGUGUCAAGAGCACGUCAGUACCCGGAUGGACUGUCAUGGCCGCCGUCGCUGUGGAUCUAUAGAGAGGAGAGAAGGAAGGCGAAUGUUUUCCACUGUGUGCGUUUUUUUGUACCGUCGCCUCCUUUCCCACAAUGCCGGACGUUGACGGAGACGCCGCCUGAACUUCCAUCGAGUUCAUAGCGCAGAGGCCACGCUGAGCACCUUCAGACCCCGACAUGCAUUAAUGUUAGUUUAUCCCACAGGAGUACAGAUAACUGUAGAUUUACAACUAUGGAAGAAGACCUCACAAUACUUAAUGACUCUGCCAGAAACUGCAGCAUAUCAGUAUUAGGGGAUGAAAAAGAAAAGGUGAAAGACUUUGUGUUUAAGCAUUUCAGAGAAGUCACAGACGGGCCACUCAUCAAUAAUGCAGAAGAAUCUCCAAUUAAGGAUUAUGGGAGCUCAGGCAAGAAGGAUAAAUCAACUCUUAAUAAAGCUCACUGCAAAAAUCAGCAGGGGGCUGUUUUCUCAGGGAAGAUUCUGAGUUUUGGAUGCUCGGUUUGUAAAGAUGAUCGCCGAUUCAGCCCCAAUGACCUCCUCAAACAUUUUCAUUUAUGCCAUGAAGGAACCCUGCCUACAUACCCUUGUGAACUGUGCGGUUUUGUCACAAACGAGUUCCCCGCCCUUCAACGCCAUCGGAUAGAGCACAGGAAUACUCUGGUUACGUGCGAGCUCUGCAACAAUGAUGUUCAGUACUCUCUGCUUUUGCUCACCAGACACUACAUCAUGUGUCACAGUCUGAACGGACAGUUCACCUGCGAGUGGUGCGACUUCACAACUGUGGACGCAGGUACAUUCGUCCAGCACAUCCAUCAUCACAACGAGAGUCCUUGGAAGUGUUCGAAAUGCCGACAUAUCGGCUUGAACGAGGAGGAUCACCAGAAGCACACGAAAGGUCACUCGGGUACUUUCCCCCACACUUGUCAGAUCUGUGGAUACGGUGCACUUCGUAGUGAGUAUCUUAAGAAACACACCGCAGCUGUUCACAAAGAGGAGGCGGAGAGAAGGAAUGUAUUGAAGGCUAUAGACGACAGCCCAGCAAAUGGAUCUGCAUCGGCAUCUGCAACCUUAAAGCUUUUGCUCAAAAAGAGUGUUGAAUCACUGGAGUCUCAGAGGGUAUCCAAACUGACCGGCAGUUUACCCAACCAAAAUGGCAGGCUAAUCAAACCAGAGAUAUCUGUGGAGGAGACCCACCACUUUGUGGAUUCAAGAAAAGAAAACAAAAAUUCGGGAAAAGGCUCUCAUAACACCGAGCUGACGAUGCCGGUAAUGUUACAGGAAUGUGACAACUCUGCCAGUUCGGAUGCUCACACCAAUCCUAAUGUAACUGUUCUGAUGGUGAAGAACAAAAUCUCACUUCCCCCCAACUGUACAACGAAAGUGAUGGGAUUCAAGAUGGUUGACGGCAAAAAGCAUUUAGUUCUCAAAGUAAUACCAACAUCAAAUCAAGAUUCGUCCCCUCAGAACCAUUCCUGGAUUGAAGAUGUGGGUUCCUCGCCACCAAAUUAUGUGUUGGAGAAAAGUCGAGUCCCCAAUGAGAAUGGGGAAUGCUCGAAUACCAAGAUCUCCACGUCUCAUUGUUUUGCUCUUUCACCAAGAAGUGAAUCUUGCCUCCAAAUUGAUCAAGGAGAUAUUAUGACAGUAAAAGUUAAGAUUGAGGAGGAAGAAACCUCUGUUUGCAACCUUGAGUCCACCCCCCCUAGAGAUGAUGUUGGAGAGCAAACUAAUCCUUUACUAGGUAGGUCUUCAACUUGUGCAGAUACGUUAUAUCCCAUGACGAAUGAGUUGGAUCACGACCAAAGUCAAACAACCUGUUCAGAGAGAAGUAGGUUUGCUAAUAACUCUGACGCAACCUGCUAUAGCGGUUCUCAAAAAUGUAAUACUUCAACAUUGCUUUUCAAACAAGUCUCCAAAGAAACUAUUGAAAACUGUGGGGCUGCAGAUGAGUUAUUGAUGACCGAUACUGACGCAGACAAAUUCAUUGCCCAACACAAAGGGAUCUCUCCCUUUAAAAUUUUAGAAAUUGACGACGACCAAUCAUCCCAUAGUACCUCACAAGAAACUGACGGGGUUGGAAUGGAGGUCAGACUUAGAAAGAGCAAGCGACAUUUAAAAAAGCUUUCGACGAACCCAGCACCUCAAUCAGAGUCAUCCCCGCCCACCUCAGGUUGCCGCAGAGAUGGUCUCGUGGUUUGCACACAAAGUUCACCAAACCAAGAAGUAUUUAAUUUUCACAAUUAUUCCAAGGAAACAUUUGGCACAACCCAAAACUUUGACAAUAUGUCCGAUCACUCAGCAGACGGAGAAAGUAUUUGUGAAUCGUCGCAGUUUAGCUUGACAUUGGCCGAGUCUCCAGAACUAUUCUCAGAAAGUGGCUAUGAAAACUCGACUCGAGAACGGUUUUCCGAGAGUGAGGUUGAUGAGUGCGUAGCUAGCGUUGACGAUCCAGCCACUGAGGAAAAUCCGGAGUCAGUGCUCAAAGACUUUAAUAUUAUCAAAAUUGAGGAGGAGAGCAUUCCUAUAUCCAACAAACAGUCAGAAACGAGGAGUAGUUCAAAUUGCUGUGGCAGUUUUGUGAAGGAACAUUCGGAAGCAAUCAUUACCCAACAACUUCAUAAGGAAAGAGUUGGAUCUUCAAGUGCAAGUAAUGAUUCCUUAAAACAAACCAAAACGAGACUACGAAUCCUUCAAUUGCCAGAGGGCAAUCAGUCGGUUCUCCUGAGAACUAGUGAGAAUCAAUUUGCUGUUCCGGUGCAGGUCAAGGGCACUCCAGGCUUCAAACUGAUAACCAAUUCUGCAAAUCCUCAGAUCAAUGUAUCUUACAUGAAGCCAGGGUUAAAAAGGUCAUGUAACACUACUGGAGUAAGCCUUACUCCAAGCUGCAGGAGGCUAGGUGCAUCAGCACCUAAGGCAGGAGCUACUGAAAAUGGGACCACGCUUCUCUCUGCUCUUCAACAAGGUGCUGGCACCACCUCAAAUCACUACCUUAUCAACCGUCCAGGUUUUAAGGGACCAUUACUCUUCUCAAGCACACCACAUAAUACACCUGACCAAACGGCAAAGGCGCAGUCAACUUGCUACUUGGUCCAGAGGUCCGUUCCAUUUGGUCAGACCCCCAGUGCACCUGGCCUCAGAUUGGGAAGUACACAACUCCAAUUGAACUCGAGGCCAGUUCUGGCCAUGCCCGUGAGCUCUGCAGACAAACUCAGUUCUCUGCAAACUGGUCGCCAGGCAUUCUUGCUCCGAUACAUUUCUCCUCCCAAAUCAAGCUUAGACACAAAGACUGGGACCCAGUGUAGCCAAGCCAGUGAAAGUACUGGGAACAAAGUAAUAUUUAAACUCGUCAGUCCUACUGGUAGCCGUCUUAUCAGUGGUGCUGCGACCUCAAGCGGUCAAUCUCUGUUUUUGUCCUCCAGACCUCAGACCCAGUGUUUUCUGUUGGCGUCAAACAAAUCAAAUUCCUCUCGUGGGGUAAGGAAAUUGUUCCCCCUACACAAAGAUGUCAUGGAAUCUUGCAUGUCCCCCUCUCGGAUGAAUGUGAAGCUACAGUCGUAUGAAGCAGACAAACCUAUCCUGGCCCCGAGGCCAAUUCGGCCUCCAAGCCAAAGGAAACGGCGCAGGAAAGCACUGUUUGACGAGCUCCCAGCAACAGUGCAUAAAGCUAGAAGACUCUCAAAUAAAGCACCGACUGAGAAAGAGACUACAGUGUUAUGGAAGCCUGUAGCCAAAGACGUUGAAAAGACACUCCGGCUCGCCCCAUUCAGUUCUCUACAGCAGAUCAAAUGCCCUCGUAGACUCCAGCCCGUCGUGGUGCUCAAUCAUCCCGAUGCUGACAUUCCCGAAGUGGCCAAUAUCAUGAAGAUAGUUAACCGUCACAAAGGGGCCGUUACAAAGGUCUCUCUGUCGCCGAAAACAAUCCAAGCUUUCGCUGAUCUUGGUGCCUCGUCUCACAAGGAGGACCCGAGACCCCGGGCAGUCGAGAGUUCCGUCAGAGAGAGGUUCCUCCUGAAACUCAAGUUAAGGAAAAAAAGCAAAAAAAAGUAUGAGGUAGUCGAUACUGUGUCAGGUUGUCGAGAAGAGCCCGUAGUGUUUGACUGCUGGUUUUGUGGUCGGCUCUUCAACAACCAAGAGGAUUGGAUUGGUCACGGCCAACGGCACCUCAUGGAGGCAACCAGAGACUGGAAUAAACUCUUCUGAGAAGUUUUGCCGUUACCUUUUUACGAUGGGAUAUUUUGUCCCCUUUUCAGGUGGGACAAAUGGUUGAAGUUGUAUAUUUUUUAAUGACCUUCCCCAUUUAAAUUUGUUCACUUUCUGUUCCUGUACAUGCAUAUUCUUAAGUCGACCAUUGUUUAUCUUUUCAUCGCUGCAUUUUCUGGUAACAUAUGUACUGCAAGCAUGAUUACUAUCAUGCAUGCACAGGUCAAAUUGAACUGUGAAAAUGGUACACUGUAACUUGGAGUUGUGGUCAGAGCACUAGCGUCACGAAGGGGGACAAAGGUUGUGUGUAGAGCUGGUUUAAAUUUCUCAGGUGAUUUCAUAUUAAUCUGGUUUGUCACUUAUGCUCAUUCUUGCCGAGAUUAAAGGAUUUUUGUAUCUUCAUAAACAUACAUAUGAGAACAGGAAACUAUUUGUAUGGCUUACAGCUCAAGUGUGUGGACAAGCUCUUGUUUUUACUCUUGUGAUGUUCAGGUCCAAAUGUUGUUUUAAUUGAAGGGGGAUAUCAUUUUAUUCUGUUCUAUCUGCAGCAUCGCAGAUUGUCAGGUUGUUGUCGACUUGUAGGAGAUCCAGAUCGACUCGUUACGCCCUAUGCAGUUACCAUGCAACUAUAUAGUUUAUUCCAACAGCUCGGCUGUGUAUCCUCUUAAGAUGCCAAAGAUGACGAAGUGGCUGCAUUCUUCUGGUCCUUUUAUAGUUGGAAUUGUAGAGGUUGAGUAAUUAUACCCCAAUGAGUAUGACCAACCAUGGUUAAACACUGCAACUAAGAUGUCUGUUCAUUAUCAAUGAGGAAUCAAUGACUCGUUUGGCCCGUCACAUGUCAGAAUACAGUGAAAAUGUCUUUUAUAAAGACCAAGGGGACGUCAGCUCUGUUUGGGCCAAACCCAAAGAAUUUCGGUUUGAUCACGUUAGACAAGCAAAGGCAGCAGAUCAGCUUUUCUGUAGAGGCUGGCACGAGGCAAUGUUGUGUCAGAGUUGAGAUGAUCGAUAUGCCUGUUCUGUACAGUGCUGGAGCCGGGUGAGGUUAGCCUAGCCUAGCAUAAAGACGACGCAGGGUGAAAGCUAGUUCUGUGCAGUGUGUCCGGCUACAGCGGCGGUUGCCAGAUGUGCAGAGUACAGCUCUCCAGCACACGACUCCCCCAAAAACGCUUUAUUGGGAGACGGCUGGACACCGCCGAGCUCGUCCUUACCCUCCCUCUUCCAGUCUUUAUGCUAAGCUAGGCUAACCAUGUCCUGAAUGAAACUCUGUACAUUAAGCACAUUAGAUUGACACCAAUCUGGUCAUCUCGACCUCUGAUAUGAAGUUGUGAACUACAUGAUUAGCUUAGUUUAGCAAGACCACGACCAGCAGGAAGAACACAACUUGUGAUUUCUACCUUUUCUUUGUGUGCAGUUUAAACACAUUUGAUACAAUGUGUCAAUUCACAAACACCAGGCCAGCUAUAUAUAUAUAUAUAUAUAUAAGCUUAUUUGCUUUCUUCAUGACGGUGAGACAAGAAGAUUGAUAUCAAUCUUUAAUGUUAUGUACAGAGCUUCUGUCUUCACAGGGUUGGCUAGGAUGGAAUAAAAAAAGAAAAAUGUAUAUAUAUAUUUAUAUAUCAAUUCUUUUUUUCUUUCUUCUUGUCUCACCGUCGUAAAGAAAGCCAAUAAGCAUAUUUUGUAUUCUGUUGUUUCUUUAAUCAAACUAGUCCAGCCAGCUGUGGGAAAACCAGCUUCCUCGGUCCUAAUGUCCCUUUAGUGUUGUUCCCUUUUUAGAUGUGAAAACAUUCCAACUCUGUGAAAAGCUAAACUCCUUUACACUAAAAGGUCAAAUGUGCAAUGUACCAGUUCUCAUGGGUGGAGGUGAAACACGGCUCGGUGUUAAAAUUCUGUUUAAAGAAUUUAAUUUAUUCACGUGACUUUUGUCUCUCUUGAAACUGGUUUGGGUUAACGUACAUACGCAAAUACUUUAACGUAAAAUAGCAGCAUGUGAAGUAACGAAAGGUUAAUAAUCAACUUUAUGUGAGAGCAUAAUUAUUUUACCCCCCCCCCCCCCCGUUGUUUCAUUCUGUGUGCUGGAAUUAAAUUCCUGUCUCUAAUAUGAUGCAUAUAUAUUAGGACUAAGUCUGACACGUGAGUCCUCAGUGUAUUUAUAUUUUAUGCAACUUUCAGCCCCUUUCUCAUUGAUUUUGAAGCCGCCCCCGCUCCCACAAUUUAUAUACAGAUGGCUUGAAAUGACCACAGCAAACACCGGAUUACUUUCACACGUCUGAAAUGUAGAGUUGUCUCCCCUCGCUGCUCCGGGCCAAAGAACUGUCUGCUUUUGGGUUCUUGAGCGUAUAUAAAUGAGUUCUGCACCGUGACGACCCCAAACCCCUCGCGAUGAGGGACACACGGCCCGAAAUGAAAAGUGAGCAAUGAUUAUUUUUGAAUAAAAAUAAAUAAAAAAUAGAGCACUCCAGCUGAUGUUGUUCCACCACAAACCCAACGCUGGACUCCUCCCGUCCAAGCGCUCUCAUCUUUACUGAAUCUCUCCUCAUGCAAAGUGCCUCGAAUGUUCUGUAGUUCAUCCUCGUGGCUCACUCUCCUCUAAUAAAUGUGCAUACCUAGUGGAAAGAA
Molecule: messenger RNA, 6997 nt
Organism: Pseudoliparis swirei
Lineage: Eukaryota; Metazoa; Chordata; Actinopteri; Perciformes; Liparidae
Product: zinc finger protein 518A
Exons: 3
Coding region: 416-4381 (1321 amino acids)
Source: RefSeq, a predicted model, not a curated record